CUAAUGGUCCGUCGAAAAAAAAUCAGGAUAGGUUAAGACAUUAAACCUGUUGAUUCACAAAAGUUUGGUCUGUAUAAUUUGUAUUUCACAUGGGUCAAAGGCUGCAUGAAGCGGUAGGGUUGGCUCGCGAUCCAUGUAAAAGAAUUUGCACUUGUUUAUGUUAAAUACUUCGUUGUUUUUCUUUAAUUCAACCAAUUUUAUUUUGUAAUGUCUUUUGUUCUUUUCCUCUUUAUCUUUCUUUCUUUCUCCUCCCUGAUGCAAACAAAGUAUAACCUUAUCUCUUCCCUGAACUCACAACAGCUACGGCUUUCUCUUCAGUGAUUCAACACAUCACAACAAUGUCUGCUUCUGAAGCAGUUGUUCAUGUGGCUUUCCUCCCAAGUGCUGGCAUGGGCCACCUCAACCCAUGUCUCAGACUAGCGGCACUGUUCCUCGGCAAUGGUUGCAAAGUCACUCUCAUCACUCCCAAACCCACUGUCUCCAUUGCUGAAUCAAACCUCAUCUCUAGCUUUUGUUCUUCUUUCCCUCAUCAAGUAACUCAAGUUCACUUCAACCUCAUUCCAUUGGAUCCAACCACAGUUUCCACCAACAUCGACCCCUUUUACCUUCAGUUUCAAACCAUUCGUCAUUCCGUUCACCUUCUACCUCCAAUCCUAUCUUCACUCUCAACACCACUUUCUGCUCUCAUCUACAAUGUUUCCUUAAUCUCCGCUGUAGUCUCAAUUUCAGACAAACUCCUUUGUCCCACUUACAUUUACUUUACCUCCUCAGCCAGAAUGUUGUCUUUCAAUGCAUACGUUGCUGUUCUUGCUGAUUCCGAUCCAGCUGCACAACCGCACCCUUCUACGUUCAUUGGGGAUGCUGUUCGAGUCCCGGGCUUCACAUCGCCAAUACCAAGAUCCUCGGUCCCUGUCGCUUUUCUUCUAGAAGGUAGCAACUCCUUUCAGAGAAUGAUCAUGGAGGACAGUCGAAACCUCACGAAGCUCGAUGGGGUUUUGAUCAACUCGUUUGAGGAACUGGAAGGAGAGGCACUGGCAGCGUUGAAUGAAGGAAAAGUUGUUAGAGGGUUGCCUCCGGUGUAUGGAAUUGGUCCCUUAAUGGCAUGUGAGUUUGAAAAUGUGGAUGAGGGUCAAAAGGGUAGCAUGAGUUGGAUACUGGAAUGGCUUGAUGAACAAGCUGAAGGGUCGGUGGUGUAUGUUAGCUUGGGGAGCAGGACUGAGACAAGGAGGGAGCAGAUAAAGGACACGGCUUUGGGGUUAAUAGAAUGUGGGUAUGGUUUUGUGUGGGUGGUGAAGUUGAAGAGGGUUGACAGAGAAGAGGGGGAGGAUUUGGAGGAUGUGUUGGGGAGUGAGUUGAUGGGUAAGGUGAGGGAAAAGGGUGUGGUUGUGAAGGAGUAUGUGGAUCAGAUGAAGAUUCUGGGGCACCCUGCAGUGGGGGGGUUUGUGAGUCACGGAGGGUGGAACUCGAUAACCGAGGCCGUGUGGGAAGGAGUGCCUAUUCUGACAUGGCCUCAGUAUGGAGAUCAGAAGAUGACCUCAGAAGCCAUAAAGAUGAGUGGGGUUGGGAUUUGGGCUGAGGAAUGGGGGUGGGGGACACAAAAGGUGGUGGAAGGGACGGAGAUUGCUAAGAAAAUCAAACAGAUGAUGAGCGAUGAGUCUUUGAGGGUCAAAGCUAGAGAAAUGAAGGAUGCAGCAAGGAAGGCUUGUGGUGUUGGUGGGAGUUGUGAGGUUAUUAUUAAGAGACUAAUUGAGGAGUGGAAGAGGAAUGCUCAAGUUAACUGAGCAUUGACACUCUCUAGUAUUUUGCCUAUUCACAAUAAUAAGUAGGGUUGAGAUUGAAGUCUAUUUGAACGAAUUGGCUUGGAAAAGCACAAAGCAAGAGAUGAGGUUUGACUCACGGAGAAAGAGUGUGGGUUUGGAAAUGAUGAAUGUGAUUAUGCAACCAUAAUGGAGAAACAAUGUUGCUAUUCUGAGAAUUGGUUGAGGUGAACCAUGCCAGCUCUCAGAGGGAAAGCCACCUGAGCAACUGGUUCAGAAGCUGAGAUUCUUUUCGGUAUGAUUUAGCCAACUAUAGCAGUAACUAACAACCAUAAUGGUAGUGUUAAUUCUUCAAAGGAAAAUACUUCUAUGAAUGAAAGUUUUGUUACCUUAAAUAUAUUUGUAGGAGUUUACGGUCUUAGCAAAGAUUUUCUUACUAGGAAAUAACGACAAACAGAAACUAGAAAAUUUAGAAAGACUCGAAAUAGAAGACAUCUUGUUUAUUCAUUAUGUAUAGUUCAGUCCAUGGAACUCAACUUGAGAAUAAUCUUGUAAGUAAAGUGCAAGCAGUGGCUUACACUUUACUCAUCAAGAUAUUGUAUAUUCAGCAUUUAGUAUUGAACCUUCUGGAACUGCACUUUGUAUGGCUCAGAAGUUAGAGCCAAACGCUUGCCAUAUUGGUCCUGAUAUAUCCCAAUGUCACUGCAUGGAUAAUUGCAAUAAUUGCACACACUUGGACAAUAAACCAUCUUGUAAGCAUCCUCGUACUUCUCAAUCUUGAACCAAUUGGUGAUGGUUUGAGAGCCAGGGUUGCCCAAAGAACCACCAGUUGUGAGAAACCACUGUGAUGUUGAAUAAUCAUAAUCCUUGAGCUUCCACACUGUGGACUGAGAACAACUUGUGUAGGUGGAGAAAAAGAUGUUGAGAUCAGUGGAAACGCGAAUCACACCUUUCUUAUCAUUAACAGGAAGAAAGCUCAAUUGCUGGCCUUGGUAACCAUCAACAGCUACAACAUCAAGAGGACAAUCUUGACCUGUGGUUGAAAGAGCAAGGCCACCUAUAUCAGAGGAUGCUGGAACUAUGUAGUAAUUCUCACCAGCUCUCACCUUUUUCCCUGAUGUGUCCACAACUUGGUCUGGUGCAGGACCUGCUUCCCCAAGUAGUGCCUUUGUGCUCAAGGCAACCACUAGGACCAAUGCUACCAAUGUCAUCUUCAUUUUUCUGUGUUUUAUUUAAUUUUU
Molecule: messenger RNA, 2998 nt
Organism: Vigna unguiculata (cowpea)
Lineage: Eukaryota; Viridiplantae; Streptophyta; Magnoliopsida; Fabales; Fabaceae
Product: UDP-glycosyltransferase 708D1-like
Molecular function (GO): UDP-glucosyltransferase activity
Source: RefSeq, a predicted model, not a curated record